Arabidopsis arenosa is the source of this 354-nucleotide messenger RNA. NCBI's taxonomy places the organism in Eukaryota, Viridiplantae, Streptophyta, Magnoliopsida, Brassicales, Brassicaceae. The record is from the annotation of a GenBank genome assembly.
AGAUCACAACUAACACUUUUAAAUGAAGAGACAGAGAAAAGAUAUGGAGGAAGAAGGGACUGAUGAUGAUGAUCACUCAUUGGCUGCUGCAGCCAUGGCGGUUGCGGUUGCUGCAGCGGCGGCAACAGCGGCGGAAGAGGAGGAGCAAUGUUGGGGCGGUGGAGUGGUGGAGGAGAUGACGUGGAGCUCUGUGUGGUUGCCUUUUUGGGACGUUGAGUUCGUGGGAAGAAACUAUGGUGUCUUGUUCAAUGAUGUUGUAUGGAACGAUGAUAUUUGGAACAUCCACAAUCUAACUCAUUCCUCAUAGUCCUUAACUUUUUGUUGUGUACGAAAAAAUAAUCGGGUUAUAGUUCC